GGACUUACAGACCCGACAGUUUGGCUCUCGCCAUGGGUACUCAUUGCUUCCAACUGUUGCCAAAUGUUAGUACAGCCAUUGACAUCAAAUCAAUGGAUAUGAAAUAUUUCAAUAUGAAACGAGUAGUUCUCGCGAGUUAUUACAUUAUUGCACCUCUCCUGCUCGGUCAAACAAGUAUUCUCUUCUUCCAACAUCAACUUCCUUCUUUUCUUUCAAGACCUUCACGCAACUUCCCCAAGUUUUAAGCUUUUGAUUUACAAGAUGCACAUUUCAAAAUUUCUGGAAUUCUCCACUUACCUCGGUGUGAGUUAUGGUGCUUGUGAUACAAAUGUUACAAUAUCAGGAUUAGGAAGAGUUGCCGAUGGACAGCCAGCUCUCGAUCGCCAAAUCGGUCUCUUUUCUUUUGGAGGAUCAAAAUGCUCUCCAGAAACCACAGCCCACAGUUCGUCAUCACUAGCAAAACCCCUUUCCAUACUCUCAACUAAUCCUUACUCAGCUCAAGACGUUACAUAUAGUCAAAUCAGUAUCCGCAGUUCUUCGAGAUCAGACUGGUACAGCUACUAUGGAUUCCCAACUUUUGACUUAUCUGCACACUGCGAUAUUCAAAGCUCCGGCGUUCCUCUCCGAGAAUUCGUUCAAACAGGACAUUUCACAUGGACCUUGAUCCCUGAGCAAAAAAUCACAAACAUUGUUUGUGAAACCACUCCUCAUACCAUGGUCAAUUUCAUCGGACGCGAGCAAGAUGGAACACAAGUUUUCCGCACUGAAAAAGUAGUCGGAAACUCGGAGCUGGGAUUUAGAUUCGACUCAGAUUCUCCAACCACAAUCCAUCAACUCGAGUCUACCUACCCACACUUUGGCUCAUGCAGAGUUUCAAACGGGAAGAAUAAAUUCUCGUUCACAAAAACCGAUCGUGGGAUUUACACUAUAAAUCCCCCACAAUCUAAGCUCAAGAUUUCGUGUCCGGAUUUAGCUUCGUAUCCGUGGAAAGGAACGUCGAUGCCAAAAUUGUAUGUUCAGGGUUCGUGAUAGUCAUGGGAUUUGGGAGCAAUGCGGAGUUUGGUUUGGUUUGGAUGAGAUGUACAAAUCACUGUAUGGUUAUAUAAUGUUUAUGUACUGGGUGGAUUUAUAGGGUAGAUAUGAGAUGAGAUGAGAAUAUCAACUCACUCACUACCUAGGUAUCCAGGUAGUUAAAGUCUGUAGAUUCAGACAAUAAUACAAAAAAGUUUCAAUCUUAAUAUUCUUCUUCUUCACAAUCUCUCCCAUCCAGUCCCUCAUCGCAAUUCCUUUCCCUUUCCAGCACCUCACAAUUUACUCUUCUUCCUCCAAGCACCCAAGAAAUCCCAAACAGAAUAUUU
Molecule: messenger RNA, 1358 nt
Organism: Botrytis cinerea B05.10
Lineage: Eukaryota; Fungi; Ascomycota; Leotiomycetes; Helotiales; Sclerotiniaceae
Exons: 3
Coding region: 262-1029 (255 amino acids)
Source: RefSeq, a predicted model, not a curated record